CAACAAUAACAGCCACUAUCAUAAAAUAGCAACAAAUCAAAGAAGAAAGAGAGAAGAGAAGAGAAGAGAAGAAGAAAAUGGCCCCUCCAGAAAUCGAAGUUAAAAAGCGUCGCACCCGCAGCGACUACGUCUUUCACCAAGUCUACCGAACCCGAUGGCUCGACAACGACAUGUACGCCCACCUCAACAACACAAUCUACGCCCAACUCUUCGACUCCAUCAUCAACACCUACCUGAUCGAUAACUGCGGCAUGGAUCCGUUCUCCUCUUCAUCCUCCUCUCCCCCAUCAUCUUCCCCCUCUUCCACCGGUGAUAAACUCUCCCAAGUAGCAAUCAUGGUCAACUCCUACUGCGACUACUUCGCCUCGGUGUCCUUCCCGGACGUGCUGGAGCUCGGUCUGCGCGUUAACAAGCUGGGCUCGUCGUCGGUGACGUACGAGGUAGGCGUGUUUAAGGAGGGUGAUGCCGCUGUGAAGGUUGUGGGGGGGUAUACGCAUGUUUUCUGUGCGAGGGAUACGAUGAGACCUACUGGGACGGGGAUGGAGGAGAGGGCGA
Aspergillus campestris IBT 28561 is the source of this 555-nucleotide messenger RNA. Its product is annotated as acyl-CoA thioesterase. The transcript is spliced from 2 exons. Lineage: Eukaryota; Fungi; Ascomycota; Eurotiomycetes; Eurotiales; Aspergillaceae. The annotation marks the transcript as partial. Gene Ontology annotation, molecular function: fatty acyl-CoA hydrolase activity. The record is from RefSeq and is a predicted model, not a curated record. Gene Ontology annotation, cellular component: mitochondrion.